GACUGCUGUACACAGUACACACUACUUAGCGCUAGCUUUUAUUUUAAAUGAGGUUGAAGAGGAAUUAAAAUAUUGAUUUGUUGAAUACACUUCGGUGUUAUUUUAGUUUUUAAAUUGAUUUUUUAAAUUGGUAAGAGUAGUUGCCAUCGGUGUUUUCAAUCUAAACCAGUUAUAUUUUAGGGAAUCAAAACCAAAAUAAAAUUUAUUUCCGUUUCCAUUCGCUUUGAUUUGCUUAUUAUGGUUAUUUCAUAGAUACAAUGGAAGGCAAAAAAAUUUGGUCGAAAAAUGAAGUAUUUAAAUUUAUCGCCCGAUAUAAACAUUAUAGAGAAUUAUGGGAUACUAAAUCUAUAGAGUAUAGAAAUACUCUUAAAAGAAGAAAUGCACAUAGUAAAUUAGCUGCUGAAUUUAAAACCACAAUUGCUGAAAUAGGUAGGAAGAUCCGCACUUUACGAAGUCAAUUUUUUUAUGAAUACAAGAAAAUGUAUAAUGAUGAAGAUGAGUAUGGAUCUUCUUCACAGAGUGCAUACGUAACCAAGUGGAAGUACUAUGAACCUUUACAAUUUAUUCUUGUUUCAAGGGAAGAUAUGGUGGAUGGUUCUGAUCUCCUGGAUUAUAAUAAAGAUAUAUUUGAAGAUUCAAACUCAAAAGUCAAUAAGGAUUCAAUCAGUGACUCGGAAGAUGAACCACAAAUCUUAAUUGUAAGUCAGAAACGAAAAAGGUCUAAUUCAUCAACAGAUAGCAGCAACAACCAAUCGGACCCAAGUUUUCAAGUUGACAAUGAUGAAUUUCAGAUAUUUGGUAAUUAUGUGGCAAAUAAAUUAAGAGCAAUGCAUUAUGAGAAAAAUAAAAAAGAAUUGAAAAGAUUGAUUCAACAGCAUGUUAUAAGAUUGACUGAAGAAGAUGACCGAGAAUACUAUUCAAAUUGAAAAAAUCUUUAUAAAACUUUUUAAAAAAA
This is a messenger RNA of Vanessa atalanta (red admiral), 955 nucleotides long. RefSeq lists its product as uncharacterized. The transcript is spliced from 2 exons. The record is from RefSeq and is a predicted model, not a curated record. Lineage: Eukaryota; Metazoa; Arthropoda; Insecta; Lepidoptera; Nymphalidae. The coding region runs from base 258 to 926 and encodes 222 amino acids.